CGCCCCGGGCCCCCGCUGUGCGGGGCCACUAGGACCCUCGGCAUCCCCUUCCCUGCCCCGCCCUGCCCCCUCUCCCACGGCGCGAACCCGGGUGUCCACGGCGCCCAGCUUUUGAGUUCGCGUCCCCAGGCCGGCGGGGGGGGAGGGGAAGAGAGGGGACCCCGGGACCCCCGCCCCCCCCACCGACCCGGCCGCUCAGUCCCCCGAGACCCGGAGAAAAUGUCUUCGCGGACGGCUCUGGCCCCGGGCAACGAUCGGAACUCGGACACGCAUGGCACCCUGGGCAUUGGCCGCUCCUCGGACAAGGGACCGUCCUGGUCCAGCCGCUCCCUGGGUGCCCGCUGCCGGAACUCCAUCGCCUCCUGUCCCGAAGAGCAGCCCCAUGUAGGCAACUACCGCCUGCUGAGGACCAUUGGGAAGGGCAACUUUGCCAAAGUCAAGCUGGCCCGGCACAUCCUUACCGGCCGGGAGGUCGCCAUCAAGAUCAUCGAUAAAACCCAGCUGAACCCCAGCAGCCUGCAGAAGCUGUUCCGAGAAGUCCGUAUCAUGAAGGGCCUAAACCACCCCAACAUCGUGAAGCUCUUCGAGGUGAUCGAGACAGAGAAGACGCUGUACCUGGUGAUGGAAUAUGCAAGUGCUGGAGAAGUGUUUGACUACCUCGUGUCACACGGCCGCAUGAAGGAGAAGGAAGCUCGAGCCAAGUUCCGACAGAUUGUAUCGGCUGUGCACUACUGUCACCAGAAAAACAUUGUACACAGGGACCUGAAGGCCGAGAACCUCUUGCUGGACGCCGAGGCCAACAUCAAGAUCGCCGACUUCGGCUUCAGCAAUGAGUUCACGCUGGGCUCGAAGCUGGACACGUUCUGCGGGAGCCCCCCGUACGCCGCCCCGGAGCUGUUCCAGGGCAAGAAGUACGACGGGCCGGAGGUGGACAUCUGGAGCCUCGGCGUCAUCCUGUACACCCUCGUCAGCGGCUCCCUGCCCUUCGACGGGCACAACCUCAAGGAGCUGCGAGAGCGAGUCCUCAGAGGGAAGUACCGGGUCCCUUUCUACAUGUCAACAGACUGUGAGAGCAUCCUGCGGAGAUUUUUGGUGCUGAACCCAGCGAAACGCUGUACUCUCGAGCAAAUCAUGAAAGACAAAUGGAUCAACAUCGGCUAUGAGGGUGAGGAGUUGAAGCCAUACACAGAGCCUGAGGAGGACUUCGGGGACACCAAGCGAAUCGAGGUGAUGGUGGGUAUGGGCUACACGCGGGAAGAAAUCAAAGAGGCCUUGACCAGCCAGAAGUACAACGAAGUGACCGCCACCUACCUCCUGCUGGGCAGGAAGACUGAGGAGGGUGGGGACCGGGGCACCCCGGGGCUGGCCCUGGCACGGGUGCGGGCGCCCAGCGACACCACCAAUGGAACAAGCUCCAGUAAAGGCACCAGCCACAGCAAAGGGCAGCGGAGCUCCUCGUCCACCUACCACCGCCAGCGCAGGCACAGCGACUUCUGUGGCCCAUCCCCUGCACCCCUGCACCCCAAGCGCAGCCCAACCAGCACAGGGGAGGCGGAGCUGAAGGAGGAGCGCCUGCCAGGCCGGAAGGCGAGCUGCAGUGCCGCGGGGAGCGGGAGCCGAGGGCUGCCCCCCUCCAGCCCCAUGGUCAGCAGCGCCCACAACCCCAACAAGGCAGAGAUCCCAGAGCGGCGGAAGGACAGUACGAGCACCCCUAACAACCUCCCCCCCAGCAUGAUGACCCGCAGAAACACCUACGUUUGCACAGAACGCCCGGGGGCUGAGCGCCCAUCCCUGUUGCCAAAUGGCAAAGAAAACAGCUCGGGGACCCCACGGGUGCCCCCCGCCUCCCCCUCCAGUCACAGCCUGGCUCCCCCAUCAGGGGAGCGGAGCCGCCUGGCACGCGGCUCCACCGUCCGCAGCACGUUCCACGGUGGCCAGGUCCGGGACAGGCGGGCAGGGGGCGGGGCAGGUGGGGGCGUGCAGAAUGGGCCCCCCGCCUCUCCCACACUGGCCCAUGAGGCCGCACCCCUGCCCACUGGGCGGCCCCGCCCCACCACCAACCUCUUCACCAAGCUGACCUCCAAACUGACCCGAAGGGUCACAGACGAACCUGAGAGAAUCGGGGGACCUGAGGUCACAAGUUGCCAUCUACCUUGGGAUCAAACGGAAACCGCCCCCCGGCUGCUCCGAUUCCCCUGGAGUGUGAAGCUGACCAGCUCGCGCCCGCCCGAGGCCCUGAUGGCGGCUCUGCGCCAGGCCACGGCGGCCGCCCGCUGCCGCUGCCGCCAGCCACAGCCGUUCCUGCUGGCCUGCCUGCACGGGGGUGCGGGCGGGCCCGAGCCCCUGUCCCACUUUGAAGUGGAGGUCUGCCAGCUGCCCCGGCCAGGCCUGCGAGGAGUGCUCUUCCGCCGCGUGGCGGGCACUGCCCUGGCCUUCCGCACCCUCGUCACCCGCAUCUCCAAUGACCUCGAGCUCUGAGCCGUCAUGGCCCUGGGUCCCCUCCUCUUUUCCUCUCCCACUUCGCUUCGGCAGGAGAGAAAGGGGGUCAAGGAGGGGAUUCUCCCUUUGUCAUCACUUCAGUUUCCCUGAAAUCGGUCUGGGGGCAGAGAUUGUCCCCUCUGCUGUUCUCUGGGGCCGCUGGGCAGGAGAGAAGAGUAAAGGGGCUUAACAGGGGAAGUUGGCGCCUUCCUGGAGCCUCCAGCUCGUCCUGUCCCCCCUCACCUUGCCGCGGGGUACCUGAGGAAACUUUGGGGGCAGGGGGGGCAGAAAGGGAAACAGGAAACUUCCAUUCCCCCCUACAGCUCAAGAAUUAGGCCUUGGGCAGGGGCAAGAAGAGUUGCUGAGCCUAAAGACUGGACGGAGAACUGGGGUGGGUGGGGUUGGGAGUGGGGGUCAGAGAGGCAGAUUCCUUCCCCCCCCCAUCCCCUCCUGCUCGAAACCCCCUUUCCUGCCCCAGGCUGGCGCGGGGCACUUUGUACAAAUCCUUGUAAAUACCCCGCCCCCUCCCCUCUGCAGAGGCCUCCCGAGGAGCUGCCGCUCUCACCUCCGGUUUUUAAGUUAUUACAGCCCCACCCUCCUCCUGUCAGCCCCUCACCUGCAGCCUGUUGCCCAAUAAACUUAGGAAGUCCCCCCUCCCCCACGCUGACCCUGGGGUCUUCCUUCCCUGCCCUCACCUGCAAGUGAGAUGAAGAGGAGGUGUGUGACUGGGUCAGUGGUCUCUCCUUUCUGAGCCUCGGGUUUUCUCGUCUGCAGAAUGGGAGUAGUGGGGGUGUGAGGGUCAAGGAUGAUGGUGGAAGAGGGCAGGACAGGACUCGGCCUCAUCCAUGAGGCCCCAGUUCCUAUACCGGACCCCCGUUCAUCCAUUCACAUACCCACCCACAUGGUAUACUGGACUCUAAGCCACUUCUUACUCCAGCAGUACAUUUAUUCAAUAAACAGUCAUUGACCGGUGCCUACUCCAUGCCAGGCCCAGUGUGGACACGAGACACAGGGAGCCCCUGUCUGUCGGGGCGGGAGGGGUGUUCUGAUAGAUACUAGAGAAACCAUUGCUUUGGGGGCCACAGAAGAGAAAGUGAGGGGGUUGGGGGAAGGCACUCCAGAGGAACUGGUGCCGGAGUUGGGCUUUGAAGGAUGAGUAGGAGUUGACCAGGUAUUGGGUGUGCCCUGGGCACAAGCCUGGAAGUGGAAGUGCAUGGUAUAGCUCAAAGAACUGUGGGUAAUUUCAGGGUGGCUGCUAUGUUGGGGGUGGGUGGAGAAUUAGCAAGAGAAAUGCUGUAUUAGGACUCAUAACCUGUCUACACUUAAGCAAAAAGGUAUUUGUUUGCUCAUCUCAUAGGCCAGGGGUGCCUGAUUUGGGGUACAUCUGGAUCUAGGCAGCAGGCAAGCUCACCUCUGCUUUUUUCAGUGUGAGAUUCAUUCUAGUAGUUUCAUCCAUUAGGCACUCCCUGAUGGCAGUGAUGACCCCAGCAGUUCCAAGCUCUCAUCCUUCCAGCUUAGUUGCUGCAGCAGAAAGUCUGCUGAUCUUAGAUCAUGUGAUCGUCCCUGGACCAGUUGCUGUGACUCUGGAGUGGCCUGUGCCUAGAACUGGACUUAGAAGGGGGCUCCCCAAAGGAAAGUCAAGAGUAGGAGUAGGAGAAGGGAAGUGGAAGCAUGAUAGACUUAAGCAGUAGAGGGCUGUCCAGUGCAGAAGGGUGGGGCUGCCUCACCUAGGGCCUUGUGGGCCAAAGGGAGCUGGGCUUUCAUCCGAGGGCACUGGGGAGCCAUGGAGGGUUGCAUGCGGGGAAGAGGCUUAGUCAAGCUGCCUCAGUUGCCCAUUUAGAGCAUAGUAGGGUCAACUGUUGUAUUCUUCAUGGAGCUGACAGGAAAGUCAAAUGAGAAAUGAAGGGUGGUAAAGAUUAAAGAGUGGCCAGUGUUGAAAAAUUCUGGGUCUGGGGCAGAACCAAAGUCCUGUCGUGAGUGAGGCCAGAAUAGGACUCUGGGCAGAGAGAGAGAGGGAGGGAGGGAGGGAGGCAGGUACCAUUUGUGGUAGGUAGGAGGGAGGCAGGUACCAUCCUGUGAGCCCUGCCCCCCUCCCCAGUGAGGUCAAGUCUCCCGCCAGCCCCUCCCAAACAUACCCACUCCUUCUCCCCAUUCCAUUGCUACCCCUGUUCUACAGUUGAGAGGGUAGAAAAAUGAGGUGAGGGUAGAAAAAUGAGGUGUGUGUAGGGGGAACCGACCCUGUCACGAAACCUCAAUCCCGGAGGGCUUCCUUUGUGCCCAGCCCUAUGCUGGGGACACAGUGGUGACCAAAACAGCCCCAGCCCUGCCCUCAUGGAGCUCACAGCCCACUGGAGGAGACAGCCGUGUCCUCAGUGAUCCAGAGUGAGCGGGGCUGGUAUGGGGGAGUCCAGAGUCCGCAGGAGUGCAAAGGGGGAAACUACCCUAGCCAGGGAGGGCUUCCUGGGAGGGACAGCUUGGCUGUGACGGAGAGAACGAUGAGCAGCUAACUAACCAGACACGGCGGGCUGUGGGUCAUGUAUUCUAGGCAGAGGGAACAGCAGGUACAAUGGCUGGGAAGCAAGAAAGCAUACAGGUCCUUCAGCAAAUGACACAUGACUUGAGUGAGUAUAGAGUCACUGUGAGAGAUGAGGCUGGAGGUGCCGGCAGGGCCUUGAAGGUUGUGGAGAGGCGCCUGGGCUUUGUGCCAAGGGUACUGGGGAGCCAUGGCAAGGCUGUACAUUUAUUCAGGGAGAGGCGGGGGCAGGUUUGUGCUGUGAAGGGAGGAAAGGAAUCAGGUCAGAAGAGUAGCGAGGAGGUCAGGACCGGACAGAAGGUGAGGAGAGAAGGGGUGGACCUCAGCCUUAUGAGGCGAAAUGAGCGGGCAGGCAUGGUAGCUGCCGAGUGCCUGGCCUCUGGGUUUGGCUGGCUCAGGCCCUACUGGCUGGAGUGUGUGUGGUCCGUGUGGCCUCAGGCGUGGAGCUGGGAUGAGUGAUGGGAUCUUCAUUGGGGGAUAGUAUUGUAAAGGGCAUCCCCAUGUCUAACAGGCCCUGCGCGCCUUGACCUUUGGGGGCUCUUCUAACCUCUCUGUUUUGGUAAUCUCUCUGGGAACCCUGACAUCCCCGGCCCUCAGUUUCCCUUCUGGAAAAUGGAGAGAUUUCUUGAUCUCUAAGGGCCCUUUACCUAUGUGACAAGGUUUGAAAAAGUGCCUCCCCCCGGUCCCUGGGGGCUCUGUCUUCUUAACACUGCCUCACCUUUUCUUCUGAGGCCUUCGUCUCUUUAGGGGCCCACGUGCUAUGCCCCAGCAAAUGGAGGCCUCAGCCUAUUGGGUCAAGUAGAAGUGAUUGACGUGGCCAACACCCAACACAUGUUCAGAUGUUUCUUGACUUCUAUUACCUGCUUCUCCCACACGCGACCCCAAGGCCCCUUCCUGCUCUUUUCUGGGACCAAGCUCUCCAAAAGUCCUAUCCUUAAAGACUUCACAGGUAUGCUCUGACCCAAGCCCCAGUCUGGAGGAGGAAACAGCUUGGGCAGACAUUAAGGUGGGAAUUGCAGGGUGUAAGGAACAAAAGAGUAUAUAGGGGAAUCAUGGGAAAAGAACUAGAAGGAUGAGCCUUCAGCAAAUGGUAUGAAUUUGUUUGGCCUUGAAGAAUCGCACUUAAUACGAGAGCGUUCUAGGCGACGUGGGGAGCCAUGGCAGGUUCUCGAGCGAAGUAAGGAAAGUUGGAAACACUGGUAGCAGCUGUAGAGGGCUGAAGUCAGAUCGCACAGAAGGAGGCCAGUGAAACGCAUAAUGAAGUAGACAGUGAUGAGAUGCAUGGGGGGUCUCAAACCGGAGGCUGGGGAGCCAGAUUCAAGUCUCAGACAUUUUCUUUGGCUUCCGUUUCUCCCUCGCGAGGACCCUGUGUUUGAGAUCUGAGCGUGAGUGAUGGGGAGCCGAGGCUGGGAAGGGCCCAGGCUCGGCGGUGUGACACUGGACCACACCUCUCCGGGUCUCAGAUUCCCCCUAGAGCUUUGUAAUGUUUGGAUCAGACUCUGUACCCUAACUUUGCCUCAUUUUAGAGAUGGGAUAAAGCAUGUCUAGCCCUAGGACAUGCCUAGAGACGGCAAACCGCUUCGAGGUCACACAGUAGCCAAUUACAAAAGUCUUUCCUCCUCCUCUUCUUCCUCCCCCCCCAUAACUAUCGCACACAACGCUAAGGCCACCAUUGCUUUUAUUUGUUGCUUUGAGCGGAGAAAAAGCAUGAGCCGCAGGUGAGCCCGGGUGUUCUCCAUCAGCCAGAGUGCCUGAUGGUGGGCGGAGCUCAGGGAAAAAGAGAGGAGAGCAUAAGGGAGGUUAUUCAUUGGCCAGAACCCAGAGAAUGGAGCCCAUUGGUUGGAACUCUGGUUGGAACUGGAACUCGAAGGAGGGUGGAUAGAGCCCCCGGUAGACUAAACC
Messenger RNA from Lagenorhynchus albirostris (white-beaked dolphin), 6913 nucleotides. RefSeq names its product microtubule affinity regulating kinase 4 (gene MARK4). Gene Ontology annotation, molecular function: ATP binding; tau-protein kinase activity; protein serine/threonine kinase activity. The record is from RefSeq and is a predicted model, not a curated record. Gene Ontology annotation, biological process: intracellular signal transduction; microtubule cytoskeleton organization; protein phosphorylation. Gene Ontology annotation, cellular component: cytoplasm. The transcript has 17 exons. Bases 220 to 2478 code for a protein of 752 amino acids. NCBI's taxonomy places the organism in Eukaryota, Metazoa, Chordata, Mammalia, Artiodactyla, Delphinidae.